This is a messenger RNA of Pipistrellus kuhlii (Kuhl's pipistrelle), 1268 nucleotides long. RefSeq names its product BH3 interacting domain death agonist (gene BID). Gene Ontology annotation, cellular component: cytoplasm; mitochondrion; cytosol. The record is from RefSeq and is a predicted model, not a curated record. Bases 372 to 989 code for a protein of 205 amino acids. Gene Ontology annotation, biological process: apoptotic mitochondrial changes; positive regulation of extrinsic apoptotic signaling pathway; positive regulation of intrinsic apoptotic signaling pathway. Lineage: Eukaryota; Metazoa; Chordata; Mammalia; Chiroptera; Vespertilionidae. The transcript is spliced from 6 exons.
CGGGGUGGCCCCUGACCGCCAGCACCCCGGGGUGGGAACGGAAGGCGAGGGGCCCGGGGCGCACCGCGGUCCUUCCCGCCGGCGUGGGGCCGCCCUGGUCUGGUCUCCCGACUCGGUCCCGUGGCCCCGACGUCGCCGGGAGGCUCGCAGCGGAGGCCCGCGCGGCUCCAUGGUUCAGUCCCUUUGCCGAGAAGCCCCGGCCUUUGGGGGUUGGGAGAGGUUUUGUCCUCUCCGCCCCGCGUGAACCUCGGUUUGGCAGUAGUCUGUGGGGCCUCAGCCAGCCACAAUGCAGGGGGAGCAGAGUGGAGAUUGGUCUGCUGCCUUGGACACCUGUGAACCAGAAUCCAAUCAAGCCUCCAGCUGCCUGUGCCAUGGAUCCUAAGGGAAGCAGUGGUUCAGGCCUCCAGGAUGAGCACAUUACAGACUUGCUGGUGUUUGGCUUCCUUCAAAACUGCUCCAACUACAAUUUCCAAAAAGAGCUGCAGGUGUUGGGCCAUGACCUAUAUUUGCCAGCAUGCCUACGGGAAAACCAUGAUGAUGAACUGCAGACCGAUGGCAGCCAGUACAGCCACUUUGUCCUGGAGAGCCAGGAGACAGAUUCUGAGAGUCAAGACGAAAUCAUCCAGAAUAUCGCCAGACAACUUGCCCAUAUAGGGGACAGGAUGGACCGCAGUGUCCCCCCAAGACUGGUGAAUCACCUGGCAAUACAAUUUAUGAAUGGGAACCUGUCAGAGGAAGACAGAAGGGAGUGCCUUGCUGCUGCCCUGGAGCAGGUCAUGCAGACGCAUCCUAAAGACAUGGAGAAGGAGAAGACUAUGCUGAUGUUGACCAUGCUGUUGGCCAAAAAGGUGGCCGAUCACACACCAUCCUUGCUCAGUGAUGUCUUUCGCACAACAGUGAAUUUUAUUAAUCAGAACCUACUCACCUAUGUGAGAAACUUAGUCAGAAAUGUAAGAACCAAUGUUGUCAGCUUCUUGGCAUUUCACUAAAUCCUCUUGGUGUCUGCCUACUUCCUAUAUCCAUUUCCCUCUAAGGAGAUGGACUGAACGGAUGACUGCAAAGCAUGUCUGGUUAAAACUUGAUACAGGACAGCAGUUAGCUGCCUCUGGUGGAGAUGGAGUUGUGACCACUUAGAGUUCUUAGAGAAGACAGGCACAAGAUAACAGUUAUUUAUUUCUCAUUAUUUUUAAAGGUGAUUUUUAGGUCCCAUGACCCAUUUAGGAAUCUCUACAGUAAUAUACUUGAAUAAAAAUGUCAACUUGGACAUA